AUGCCGAGCUUUUAUGAGCUUGAUGAUGUCAUUGAGGGCGAUCUUAUCUUGGAUAUUUCCCGGGUUUUCUGGAUUAAAAUCCGAAUUGCAUUUUUAUGGAAUGUAUUGUGAAAUUAAAACCGUCAUGUAAUCUAAUACGCAAACGUAACAUUUCUAAAUAGUUUUUUUCGUUGAUUUCAGGGCAUGAUAAGAUCACUUACGAACAACUAAACGACUUUAGAAUCAAUCAGAAAAUCAAAAGUGAGUGUAUUUCUAUGUAACUUUACCUUUCGGUCAAUAGUUAUAGUUCGUUGAUUUUCGGGUCGCAGCCAAUUUUUUCCGCACGUUUUUUUGAGUUUUUGGCUUCUUUUCAGCCGGAUUCCUAGUCGCGUGAUUCCGUUAACGAAAUUUGGAAUAUGAGCGUUUCUUUACAGAUUGGGAUUAACCAGAUUCAGUUGGGGCAGAAGAACCCCAAACCAGUUCACAAAUUCGAUGGGAGCCUUUUUGGACAAACCCAAAACUGAAAAAACUAACGAUCAUGGAGAGGGGCCGGUAAGAACUAAUGUUUUGUUUUCAUAAUUUAGCUAUUUAUUUUCAAAAUUCGUUUUAUCCCACCGCAUUAUGGAUCCCAACAUUGAUUUUACUGCUGUCUCAAAUUUUGUUGCUCUGCUUUAUUUUCAUUGAAAGGAGUUAUCUUCUUUAUUAACCCCGCAGAAACCUUUCUACAUGUAAUUUUAAUUUUUAGGGAUACCGUUAUGUUGUUGCAUCUAUGCAAGGAUGGAGAUGGAACAUGGAAGAUGCCCAUCAGGUGAAAGUAGCUAUCACAGAAGAAGAGCCCCUGAAGCAUUGGUCUUUCUUUGCAGUCUUCGAUGGCCAUGCCGGAUGCGAAGUUGCCAAUCAUUCUGCAGAGAAUCUACUGGCGUAUCUACUAAAUACAGAAGAAUUUAAACAGGUAGGGGAGCUCCUUUUUAUUUUAUGGAUUUAGUUGGUGCCCGAAUUAAAAAAGAAUGAAGGAAAGAUAACAGAGAAGGCGAUACAAUUACUUAAAGAUGGUAUAAAGGCUGGGUUCUUGAAGCUUGAUGAACAUAUGAGCACCGAAAAGGGGCCUGAUGGCGAAGAGAAGGAGAAAAGCGGAACAACAGCUACCUGUGCUAUUUUAACUCCUGAAUAUGUAUUCUUCUGCAAUUUAGGUAGGUUUCCAUGGGUGUUGGGAUUGCCACAACGUCUGCGAAUAAAUGUGCACUAAUAAUUUUAGGUGACUCCCGGGGCCUCCUUGGUCGCAAAACGGAGGAAGUGUUUUACACUGUCGACCAUAAACCAUAUUUAACAGCAGAACGGGAAAGAAUCAUUCGGGCAGGUGGAACGGUAAUGAUACAGAGAGUUAACGGAUCGCUGGCUGUCUCCCGAGCGCUUGGAGAUUUUGAGUACAAGAAUGUCCCUGGUUUGACACCGACGGAACAAUUAGUAUCGCCCGAACCCGAUGUCUAUGUGAUCAAAAGAAAUCCGGAUGAAGAUGAAUUUUUGAUCCUGGCCUGUGAUGGUAUCUAUGAUGUUUUGGAGAACGAAGAAUUAUGUGUUCUUCUGCGUUCUCGGCUCACUGUUACUGACGACUUAAAGAAGGCAACAAAUCAGGUUUUGGAUUAUUGCUUAGCCCGAGGGUCAAGGGACAACAUGACAAUGGUUGCAGUUAUCUUCGAAGCUGCGCCAAAGAAAAAUCCUGAGGCAUCGAAGGCUGAGGAGGAAUGGUUGGAUAAAGUCCGUGAAAAGGCCAAGGGUAGGUUGAUAUUAUUGAUUUGUGUGUGUUAACAAUGACCUGAUCCUAAUUUUGUUCUGUGAAGUGCCUAUUUUUGGAACUGAAUGUUUCCACUUGACCGAUCAUGAUCACUUCGAUUUUCAGAAUAUGCCGACCGUUUCCUGAAGGAAGUGAGGGAGGUGGAGACCAAUACAAUUAUCUCCUACCUAAAGGCCAACACUGACCUCGAGCGUUCACCGGUGUAUGGUGGACUGGAUCUGGCUAAACAUGUCAUCGACGAUGUCAUAGAUCGAACUAAGAGAGAAAAUGGAUUCACUUCCGAUUCCGAAGAACACUCGAUGGAAGAGGAAAGCAAACAGGCCAACGUUGUCUUAACUGACUUGGAGUGA
Bursaphelenchus xylophilus (pine wood nematode) is the source of this 2121-nucleotide messenger RNA. The record is from the annotation of a GenBank genome assembly. NCBI's taxonomy places the organism in Eukaryota, Metazoa, Nematoda, Chromadorea, Rhabditida, Aphelenchoididae.